GUGGAGGCACGGAUGAGCAGGGAGCCUUUGGUGUCACCGUGUGUACCUUCAACGUGCUGGCCGAGGCCCUUGAGCCUACAGGCUGUGCCGUUUCCUUCGACGCGCGGAAAGAUGGCCUCUUGCAGGAAAUCCUGCGUUCCCAGGCGGAGAUCGUGUGCCUCCAGGAGGUGGACCAUUUUCAGGAUUUCUUCCGGCCGGUGCUCGAAGGACAUGGCUACGAGGGAUACUUCGUACCUAAGACGAAGAAGCCAAAGGGGUCUGCCAACGUGACUGAAGGUCAGGCCAUCUUCGUGCGAAGGGAUCGCCUGCACGUGGAGAGAGCGAUGUGCUGGACAAGUAUCGAUCUCGCAGAAAAGAAGUUUCAAAAGCUCCGCUCCUCCUGGAUGAAGCAGACCUACACCGGUGCUCUUCGUCUUGAGCAGGUCUUCGGUACAGCAGAGGCCCUCCAAGUGGUUCCUCAGGUGGUUCUUGGACUAUUCCUUCGGCCUAAGGGUCAGGCUGCACCCUUCCUCGUCACCAACAUGCAUUUAAAAAGCCGGGUGAAGGAGGAGCAGUUACCUGCGGGUAUGGACUACACCGCCUUCAAACACUUUCAGCUGGAGCACUUCUUGUCUGCCGCAGCGGCAGCUGCAGAGCAGUACGCCCCGGGAACCUCGGUGCUCUGCUGUGGCGACAUGAACCUCUGUUUGCUAGGAGAUCCGGGAGCUGCACAGGUGGUCGGGAAGCAGGGCUUUCAGGACACCGGUGCGACCUCUGCCGGAGGUACGGCACGCAGUCCGGUUGAUUUUAUUCUGGCCCGGUCGGCUCCUGGAACGAUCGUGGCCCAGGCAGCACUCGAGCUGCCAGCAGCCAUCGACUACACCCAACAGUUGCC
Symbiodinium sp. CCMP2456 is the source of this 874-nucleotide messenger RNA. The record is from the annotation of a GenBank genome assembly. Lineage: Eukaryota; Dinophyceae; Suessiales; Symbiodiniaceae.